AUGAAAUACGGAGGAUUUAUUCUGAAGCGCUGUAAGAGUUGCUUUGGGUCCCAGUCUCUACGUGUUAUCAAAAGCGAAAGAUUCUUAAGCACUACUACCGGCGAAAAGAAUUAUGAUGUCAUCGUUGUUGGAGGAGGUCACGCCGGAACAGAAGCUUGUGCAGCAGCUGCAAGAAUGGGGUGCAAAACUUUAUUGCUCACUCAUAAGAUCGAAACAAUUGGGGAAAUGUCAUGUAAUCCUUCAUUUGGGGGAAUCGGAAAAGGACACCUGAUGAGAGAAGUUGAUGCUUUGGAUGGGGUCUGUGGCAGAAUCUGUGAUUUAUCUGGAAUUCAAUACAAGGUUUUGAAUAGAAGGAAAGGACCUGCAGUGUGGGGCCCCAGGGCUCAGAUUGAUCGUAAUCUCUACAAAAAGCAUUUACAAGCUGAAUUAUUUCAAACAGCAAAUCUUGAAAUUAGAGCUGCAGCUGUUGAAGAUUUGAUUGUUGAAAAUAUAGAUGGUCAUGAAACUUGCUUGGGUGUUUUACUAGCUGACGAUACAAAAAUCUCCAGUCGAUCUGUAGUGAUCACUACAGGUACUUUUCUACGUGGCCAAAUCAACAUUGGAUUGGAGACCUACCCAGCUGGCCGUAUGGGAGACAAGCCAGCGAUCGGAUUGUCUCAUACGCUGGAGCGAUUGCAGUUUAAACUUGGUCGACUGAAAACUGGUACUCCGCCUCGUUUGGAUGGCCGAACCAUUGACUAUUCUGUCUGCGAAAUCCAGCGGGGUGAUGACCCUCCCAUACCUUUCUCAUUCAUGAAUGAUCGAGUCUGGAUUGAGCCGAAUGAUCAAGUCAACUGCCACAUUACUCGUACGUCACCAGCCAUGGAACGUAUUAUUUUAGACAACCUCCAUUUAGACCGCCAUGUCCAGGAAGAAACGCGGGGGCCGCGGUAUUGCCCGUCAAUCGAAUCGAAAAUGCUGAGGUUUGGUGGUAGAAGACAUCAAGUUUGGUUGGAACCUGAAGGUCUUGGUCUUGAUAACCACGUAGUCUAUCCCAAUGGACUGUCUUGUACUCUUCCAGCCGAAUUGCAAUUUCAAAUGCUGAGAACCAUUCCGGGACUAGAGAAAGUUGAAAUGAUUCGACCUGGUUAUGGAGUUGAAUAUGAUUAUAUCGAUCCUCGUCAAAUUCGAAAAACGCUGGAGACUAAACCGGUUAACGGUCUUUUCUUUGCUGGUCAAAUCAAUGGGACAACUGGCUAUGAAGAAGCAGCCGCUCAAGGAAUCAUAGCCGGUAUCAACGCCGGCCUCAAAGUAAAAAAUCUUCCCAGUUUUACAAUUGAUCGAACGGAAGGGUAUAUUGGAGUCCUUAUCGAUGACCUGACUCGGAUAGGUGCACCAGAACCUUACCGAAUGUUUACAUCUAGAGCUGAAUUUAGACUUUCUCUGCGGCCGGACAACGCAGAUUUUAGACUAACUGAAAAAGCAUUUCCGACGGGAUGCGUAUCUCAAGCUCGGUAUGACCGGUGUGUGAACACAAGAUUGUCCCAUAAUGAUGCUGUAACUCUUUUAAAAUCCAUCAAACGACCUUUGAGCAUCUGGCGCAAGAUGCUUUCUCUCCCUGCUACAAAAACGUCAACUCAUAGAAACGCAUUUGAACUUCUGGCCUUACCGUGGCAGCAGGACGGAAUUACGGUGGCACUUUUAGAUUCAAUUCUGGCUGACGGACGACUUAGUCAUCUAGUAUCUGACCCACUACUGUGCAAGAGACUUCAGAUCGAAUCAUUGUACUCGAAUGCGAUUGAUGAUCAAGAAGGAGAUGCCGUACAAAUCCGUGCGGAGGAAGCCCUCGCCAUCCCAGACGACAUUGAUUACUUAGAGAGUUCCAUGUCUUUGUCAAACGAAGAACGAAACAAACUAAAUGAAGCACGGCCGCAAACGAUUGGUGCAGCUUCUCGGAUUUCUGGCGUUACACCAUCUGCCAUUCUUACAAUAUUACAGUACCUUAAUCGAAGAAAACGUUUGGCGGUAACAAACUCUUGAUCAAGGAUAAUGACUGAAAAUUCUUUGUAAUGAACCUUUAAGGAAAUAGUAAAGAGCGGGAAGAGCCAUCACAGUAUAAAAUAUAGAAGUUUUGAAAGUUA
Daphnia pulex (common water flea) is the source of this 2120-nucleotide messenger RNA. RefSeq names its product protein MTO1 homolog, mitochondrial-like. The transcript has 12 exons. Gene Ontology annotation, molecular function: flavin adenine dinucleotide binding. Bases 1 to 2019 code for a protein of 672 amino acids. Gene Ontology annotation, cellular component: cytosol. Gene Ontology annotation, biological process: tRNA methylation; tRNA wobble uridine modification. Lineage: Eukaryota; Metazoa; Arthropoda; Branchiopoda; Diplostraca; Daphniidae. The record is from RefSeq and is a predicted model, not a curated record.